UCAUUGUCAACCGCGGUGGAGCUCUCUCUCCCGUCCACAUCUUGCUCCGUCAACCAUGAUCCCCCCUGCGAUCCCUCGAUCCUCGCGCACAAUCCUCUAUUCAAGCGGCUCUAUGAAAAUCUAACGACCACGCUUUUCAAUCCCGAUGGCUCGACGCGUGCGCACGGCGCGCUCCCGGAGCGAGAACGCGCGGUAGAGGACUUGAAACAAUGCCAGAAGCAAUAUGCAAAGAAGCGGAUCAAGAAGCGAAUGCUGCGGCAGUUGGCGUUUGCUCCUGACAGCGGGUUGCCCAAUGAGGUCAGUAUCGUCGUCCGUCACUGGGAAUGGACCCUUUGUCGCGCCUGCCGGGAUAAUCUCGCCAUAAUUUCGCUGUACCUUGAGACACCGCGUGCCGCAAUCGACACCGACAGACCCAAGCAAGAAAAACAAGGCGCCCAAAACUCGGAGGAGCAAGAUGACGAUGACGCCCUCUCACUACUCGCACCAGACAUCGAAACAUUCCACUCAUACAUCCCAUCCGUUACGCACUCAUUCUCUACCCUCCUCUCGUCAUCCGUCAACAACCUCCGAAACCUAGCCACUGCACAACCAACCACGUCCCCAGAAACAACCUCAACAGGAACAGGAGGAGUUCCCACCUCAUUGUCACGAAGCAUCCAUGCCCCAGCACAUCUAAGCCACCACGCGCGCGCACGAGCCCGCGACCGUCGAGUCCGCACAUCCAUUGCCUCCGCGCCGCCAGUCUCGAAUGUCCUCCGUGACCGGGUGCGCGCGUUGCGCCAGAUCCAACUGUUCGAGUUGCCCACAGCUAGACGACAGAUGGCCGCUACAGCGGCGGAUGUGCUUGCGACCCGAACGCUGGUUUUGGAGAGGACCGUUAUUACCCUCGAGCGGGUUAAGCAUGGUGCCUUGGCGCGGGCGACGAAGGCCAAGGCGGAACAUUUGGCUACCGUUGCGCAGGGGGUUGAGGGGAAACUUGAAGUCACUAAGCUCGAAGUCGCCGCUACCAUAUAUACACCUGAAGCCCUGGCGGCACUCACCCGGUACCGAGAUCACCUCAGCCAAACGCGCGAUCAGCUCGAAGAACGGCGGGUGAUGGCGAUUGAAGAGCUCCGGGAUUACGGGGAUGUGGAGGUGUCUGAUGGAUCGGGGACACAGUCUGUGGGUGAUGGCGGGACUCUUGCGGAGAUUGCUCGUCGAUAUGGAGUGCUCGCCCGA
Messenger RNA from Penicillium lagena, 1218 nucleotides. RefSeq lists its product as uncharacterized. The transcript has 4 exons. The annotation marks the transcript as partial. Lineage: Eukaryota; Fungi; Ascomycota; Eurotiomycetes; Eurotiales; Aspergillaceae. The record is from RefSeq and is a predicted model, not a curated record.